Tremella mesenterica DSM 1558 is the source of this 882-nucleotide messenger RNA. RefSeq lists its product as uncharacterized. The record is from RefSeq and is a predicted model, not a curated record. Bases 1 to 882 code for a protein of 293 amino acids. The transcript is spliced from 3 exons. Lineage: Eukaryota; Fungi; Basidiomycota; Tremellomycetes; Tremellales; Tremellaceae.
AUGGGAUCAAUCAUACGGGCUAAUGUCUCAUUUGUACUAGAUUUCAAUCAGGGUCUCAUAGCGAUGAGUGCCAGUUUACCCAGCACGGGACUGAACGAAAGUGACAGGUCAACACGGAAGUCCGACCUUGAUACAGUCUUGAAACAGGCAAAGUCUAUUGCCCUCUUUAGUGAGAAAUAUGAGAGAGGUUCUUUCCCUGGUACGACCCAAAAUCUCCAAGAUCGUUUCAAACAAGCAAUAGAAAACGAAAUUCCAACAAAGAGCGGAAUGAAGAUUGAAUUUCGAGAUGCCCUUCCUGGGUUUACCACACUUGUGGAGGCAGAGAACACAAAAGCUCGACAGCAACUUUGUAGAACCAUCAAGAUUUGUCUAUCUAUAAUUAGGACGUCAGAGGGGAAGUUUGACUUUACAGUGGGUAUUCCAACUCAAGAUGAUCAAGAGACAAAUGAAUGGAUUGAGAAAUACCGAUCUGUCUUUGAAUGUAGUAUGGCAUGUCCUCCACACACUUCCGGUAGAGAGGUUUUAAACUCUCUGGUUAGAGAGGAGAAGGUGGCCAGUUUCCUUUGCAGUCGGGCAACUAUGAUAUGGCAACAAGCUCUUCUGGAGAAUGGAAUUUAUGCAAAAGUGAUUGUUCAAUUACUCAUGAAUGACUCUGUAAGUUCUUGGUCACUAACCCCAGUGGAUAUUGAAGCAGUCACUUCUCCUGAAGACUGGACAGGUUUCUUCAGGUUGAAGGUAAUGUGUGUUCCCGUGCUAUCUCUCAUGGGACCCAGUCUACUUGUGGUGAUCAUGAGAGCUGUUCAAGAGGCAGGAGUGCAGGAAUUUGAGAUCAAUGAGUGUCUGAAAUCAUCAAAUGAUAUUUGCAUGAACGGAGCAUUGUAG